AUGUGCUGGGUGCGGAUUCUUGUCGAGAAAAGAGAGAAGCCACUUUGCCCACUAGGCCAGACCAACUAUCCGAUGGCAGAUAUCUGCCAUUAUUUCAUUUAUGGUUGCACUUUUAUCAUUCCCAGCGAAUUCUCUACCUCCGAUCCCAACAGACCAGUUUUCUUAACUCUGGCUCUUGAUGCGAGGGACAUGGAAUAUCAUUUCCAUUUAAGGGAGCCAGAAAAUGUAAGGUAUUGUGAUGCUUUGCUCGCCAUCGAAGCGCGCUAUGCAGCUGGGGCAGAAGGAGAGCAGGCGCGCCAGAGGCCAGGACGCGCCGUCGCCAGCGGGCCCAGCGCAGGCAGCUCCGGCCAGGCCUGGGGAGAUCCCCCCCUUUCCUCGGCCCUCGCUCCCGCGCGCCGGAGUGACUCCGGAUCUGCCAUGAGCCAGCUUUACCCCGGCCAGCUGUCCGCCCCGAUGGUUUACCUCUACGGGGCCGAGCGGGGAGCCUUGUCGGGCGCGCUGGGCUUCGCCCCGGCGGCGGGGGUGCUGCCCAGGCAGGAGUCCCCGCAGAAGCCGCCCUACAGCUACAUCGCCCUGAUCGCCAUGGCCAUCCAGCAGGCGCCGGAGCAGAAGGUGACGCUCAACGGCAUCUACCAGUUCAUCAUGGGGCGCUUCCCCUUCUACCACGACAACAAGCAGGGCUGGCAGAACUCCAUCCGCCACAACCUCUCGCUCAACGAGUGCUUCGUCAAGGUGCCCCGGGAGAAGGGCCGCCCGGGCAAGGGCAGCUACUGGACGCUGGAUCCCCGCUGCAGCGACAUGUUCGAGCACGGCAAUUACCGGCGGAGGAAGAGAAAAGUCCGCGGCGACCCCCAGGCAGCGGAGGAGGCCGGGCUCGACCGGGAGGGCGCCCCCGGGGAAGCCCCCAAGAGGCGCCUCUCCAACCCCCCCGGCGGCCAGCAGCAGCGCCCCCGCCUCCCCCUCCAGCCCGGCGCAGAGGAGGAGCUGAAGCCGACUGGCCUCUCCCCGCCGCGCCCCGAGGACCGAGCGCCCAGCCUUGGAGAAGGUCCCGCCGCGCGCUUCUGGGCGCCCUCGGCCGCCAGGCUUCUCCAGGACCCCGAGGCGGCCCCGAGGGCUGCGGCGCUGGCUGCCAACCGGGCCGAGCCGCUCAGACCCCCGCGGGGCUCGGCCAAGCCCCGCAGCUUCAGCAUCGAGAGCAUCCUGGCGCGGAAGGUCCUGGCGGCGCCGGCCAAAGGCGAGCCCAGCGCGGCCGUCUCCAAACUGGACCAGCUGGCGGGCAGCGGCGGGCCGGGCGAGAGCAGCGAGGCGCGCCCGGCUUUCAACGCCUCGCUGGUGCUGGAUGCCCACUUCCCCGGCCGGUUCUACCAGCUGGGCAUCCCCUUCCUUUCCUACCUGCCGCUCCGCUUCUCGGAGACGGUCUUCCCCUUCUAG
This is a messenger RNA of Protobothrops mucrosquamatus (brown spotted pit viper), 1431 nucleotides long. It is a transcript of the gene FOXL1, whose product is annotated as forkhead box L1. Bases 1 to 1431 code for a protein of 476 amino acids. The transcript is spliced from 4 exons. Gene Ontology annotation, molecular function: DNA-binding transcription factor activity, RNA polymerase II-specific; RNA polymerase II cis-regulatory region sequence-specific DNA binding. The record is from RefSeq and is a predicted model, not a curated record. Gene Ontology annotation, biological process: anatomical structure morphogenesis; regulation of transcription by RNA polymerase II; cell differentiation. NCBI's taxonomy places the organism in Eukaryota, Metazoa, Chordata, Lepidosauria, Squamata, Viperidae.